AAGUAACUGUCAUGGUUUCAGAAUUUUUUCCACCAUCUAAGAAUGCUUUUUGGCUGAUGGAGAAGUUAAAAAUUUCAACUUUUCUUCAGCCAAAAGUCUAUUUGGCUGAUAAUUUCCCAUUUUAACUCGUCUUCUCCCCCCAAAAAAAUUCUUUUCUCUGGCUCUUUGGAGCUCUAUACUCAAUUUUUUUUCACAUUUUCACUUUCAAAAUUUUGGCUUACUGCUUUCGAUUAGAAUUUUCAGGAAAAAUUCUGGAUUACUGCUUUGAUUUACUCUACUCGACGGCUGUGGUUUGAGGAUUGAGAAUCGAGAUAAAAGAAAUGGAGAAGGGAAACAGGCAAGUAGUUGUUUCAGCAUUGCAAUUCGCUUGCACCAACGAUGUGCCCACCAAUCUCGCCACUGCCGAAAGGCUGGUUAGGGCUGCUCAUGCAAAGGAGCAAAUAUCAUUCUUAUUCAGGAACUGUUUGAGGGUUAUUACUUUUUUCAAGCACAAAGGGAGGAUUUCUUUCGGCGUGCUAAGCCUUAUAAUGAUCACCCUACCUUUAAAAGAGGUUAUAACAUCAGCAGAGUUUCACCCUACCCACUGUGAUAUGCUAGCAUAUAGUAGUUCAAAGGGCUCAAUUCGCCUCAUUGAUUUGCGGCGAUCAGCUUUGUGUGAUUCUCAUGCCAAAUUGCAAGUGUUUUACCGUUUUAGUUUCUUUUGUUGGAUUUACUGAGACUUGCACCAAAAUUGAACUAUUGUUAUUAUCCUAAAGUUUAGAUUUAAACAAAAUAUGUUCUGUGAAAGUGAGGCUAUUUCAUGUAUUUGGUGGGUUUUAGAGAAUUAUAUCUCUUUACUCAUAUUUAGAUAUGUAUUGGACGCAAGUAGGAUAUAUUUCAGUUUCAGUUAAGUUGUGCUUUAUACAAUAUUAUUUGUAAUUAUACUUGUAUAACUUCUUAAAAAAAUAUUGGCCAAAAGUAUUUCAAACCA
Gossypium raimondii (Peruvian cotton) is the source of this 970-nucleotide messenger RNA. RefSeq names its product N-carbamoylputrescine amidase. Gene Ontology annotation, cellular component: cytosol; protein phosphatase type 2A complex. Gene Ontology annotation, biological process: peptidyl-serine dephosphorylation. The record is from RefSeq and is a predicted model, not a curated record. Bases 321 to 716 code for a protein of 131 amino acids. Gene Ontology annotation, molecular function: N-carbamoylputrescine amidase activity; protein binding; protein phosphatase regulator activity. The transcript has 4 exons. Lineage: Eukaryota; Viridiplantae; Streptophyta; Magnoliopsida; Malvales; Malvaceae.